This is a messenger RNA of Spinacia oleracea (spinach), 716 nucleotides long. RefSeq lists its product as uncharacterized. The coding region runs from base 309 to 701 and encodes 130 amino acids. The transcript is spliced from 5 exons. NCBI's taxonomy places the organism in Eukaryota, Viridiplantae, Streptophyta, Magnoliopsida, Caryophyllales, Amaranthaceae. Gene Ontology annotation, molecular function: protein binding. The record is from RefSeq and is a predicted model, not a curated record.
AAUAUCUCGCAUUCAACUUCAUCAAUCAGAACCCUAAUCUUCUCGCCUCUCCCUCUUCGGGUUCUCCGCCUCUCCCUCUAGGGUUUCAACUCUCAACCAGAAAUACAAUCAGACCCCCGGUCACUCCGGUCCCUUCACAACUCGUUUUCUCUCACACGGUUACGUUCUUCUUCAACAAGAAACCCCCUCUCAAUCAACAAGAAAAACUUAAGGAUGUGGUAUUUUCUGAUCUAGAAGAAGCUCAAGACUUGGAGUACGAUUUCUUUGUUCUUGAGGAUCUCGAAUUUGCGGAUGACUUCGCCGGAGUAAUGCUAGGAAAGAGGACUGCUGAUAAGUGGGAAUGUCGCACCCCCAAGAGAACAAGAAUUUCCAGAUGGGACGAAGGAGACCUUGCUUUAAGGGAGGCACACCCCCUUUGCCAUCAUCAAGACAUCCUCAUCACCCAGAUCUUCACGAAGCUGGACUGGGAGGGGCAGGCUGCUGUGCAGAUGGUAUGCAAGCAGUGGCGUAGCCUAUAUCACAACACUUCCCCACACCACAGAGGCAAAGACCUCCUGCAGCUUUCUAUUCUGAUCAUGGGGGUGAGCAAACCAUCUACUCCUUCCCUGCACAUGACUUCCCAUUGUCACAGACUCAACCAAGUCAAGGACACACAAUAUCAAGCCAAGCAUUGCAGGAUCUUGCAAUGGCUAGAAGAUUAGAAAAAAGACCAUGAG